This is a messenger RNA of Tetranychus urticae (two-spotted spider mite), 2200 nucleotides long. RefSeq lists its product as uncharacterized. Lineage: Eukaryota; Metazoa; Arthropoda; Arachnida; Trombidiformes; Tetranychidae. The record is from RefSeq and is a predicted model, not a curated record.
AUACUGUAACUUGUUUCAUAUGAUAAGGCUGAGUCGCUUAGGCUAUUUUAAACUUGUUAUCAAAACCUCUCUGAUAAUGAAUCGAAUUUAAUCGUUUACUGUUAAAUCGAUCAGAUCGGUUCUCAAUCUAACUGUGCACGGAUCUAUUCUGAAUCUAUUUUUGCAUUUCCCAUACACUUUUUGCAUUCAAUCCCUUCCUCAAUUGUAUUGUUUAAUCAAGUUUUCUAUGCGGUGAUUGUGAUUCUUCUAAAGUCUUCAAAAAUUCAAAAACCACCGAAUUAAGGUGAAAUGGAUCUAACACCCAGCUGUCUAUUGAAUGUUGAUGGUAUCAACUAUAAAAUUGAUUUAAAGCAGAAAAACGGGGAAAAGAAGAUUGAUUUGAACUGCUUACACAGACUUCUUACCGAGAUUCACGAAGAACUUAAAGAUUUAGAUCUAUUAAAUAAAAAUAAAUACAUAAUAGAGAUAUUUGAUCAUCGUUUUCAAGAGUAUGUACCAGUGGAUGAUGAGACUGAAAUAGUCGACAAGGCUAAACUAAGGGCCAGAAGCUUAGAAAUAGACUUAACAACCUCCUUAAAUGGUACUGAUUAUAUAGAGGAUGAAGUACUGAUAGUUAAAGAUUUAGAUGACAAAACCCAACUUGUCAAUAUUGUCUGCCAGCUUCACAUGGACUUCAUCAGUACACCAAACCGCAACAGAAGAAGAAAAUCCAACCAUGUUUUAGAGGAAAAUCUCAGAAUGAAAGAAAAAUUCUGGGUCUCUGUUUCUGAAGAAUUGGCCAUUGCUAGGAAUCGUAAUUUCAAACCUGAACAGUGCAUGACCAUGUUCUUUGGCCUCCUUUCUCAAUAUCAAUAUGUUUUGAGGAAAUAUAAGCGAUUGACUGAAGAUAAAGUACAAGAGAUGUGGCCCUUUUUCAAAGCUUUCCACCACAAAAUUGAUUGUAAACUAUUUGCCAAAGUCUUACAUAAUCUUAAAUCUGGUUUUGAUUCUUGCAAGAAGGAUUAUAGAGGAAAUAAGGAUCCAAGACAUCAUUCAAAAUCUGAGUGUUCACGUUUAGAAGAAGAUUUCAAUUUAAUCAUGUCAGUUGUUAAUCGCCUCAGCUCAUUUAGAAAGCCUCCUCGAGUUGCUGCAUGGAAAACUAUCAGUGAUGAUAUGGCUGAUUAUAAUUCACCUAAUAGUCGGAUGACCGCUUUCCGCUGGCAAAAGCGUUUUCAUGAGCUACUCACAAAAUAUGUGCAGAUUUCUAGUCGAGACUCGCAAAUUGAGAAAGAAACAUGGCCACUUUACAAUUUAUUUUCUCAAAUUGAUAUUGACCUUUUUAUGAAAGUUUCUGAUAAAAACCCCAAAGAGCGAAGACCUACAAGAUCUCCUAUCCCGAUUGACUUAUCUGAUAGUGAAUCCGAGUUUGUAGUUAUCGAUGAGAUUACAGCUGAAAGUGACCAAGAGGAAACGCAGAUGGUCGAUCUUGAAGAAGACGAAAUCAAUGAAGUUGUUCAAGAAGUCUUAGACUAUCUAAUUGAUCAGGUGGAACUGGAAGUGUGAAGCGCAAUUGUUCAUAAAGAUUUUCACCAUUUUUUACUUGGUACUUUCAACUUGUCAAUUUUUGAUUUCAUAUUGUCAUAUUGGCCACAUUCCUGUUAUUCAUUCAUCUGAUCCAUAUGUAUAUGUCCAAUCUUAUAAUAAUAUCAACACCAAUCGUAAACUCAAUUAGGAUGUCGAAUAUAUUUUCAUAUGUUCCUACUUUAAAAUUUAAAGAAUGCCUGUAAUCUAUUACCAGCGCAUCGAAGAAAAUUUUGUUCACCAAAUACUAUUUCUAAGAAUCUCUACUCAGUGACCGACCGUGCUGCACUAAAUGACUCAGAAUUUUGUUACCUCAAUCCUCAUUGGUAUUAAUUUAAGGACAAACGAAUCUGUUUCGUGGCAUGUGUCAAUUCAGAUGGAAUCAACUAAUACUAGGCAUGAUGGAUUAAAAUCACAGCGAUUUCCUCAAUUCUUCAAAUUUGGUCAACAAAAACAAAAUCAUUGCAUUCAUAUUGUAAUCUUCAUGAUAUAGUCAUAAAAAUAUUUAUCAAUCAGCAAAUGUAAAAUAUAUUUAGCAUCCUAAAAUAUUUUAUAAAUGCUGAGCACCAUCCUUUGUUAAUUCUCUUCUAUUAUCACUCUUAAAUCAAUCUUUGAAGUAAAUUUUUUUCUAAUUGAUUAA